Molecule: messenger RNA, 1959 nt
Organism: Pleuronectes platessa (European plaice)
Lineage: Eukaryota; Metazoa; Chordata; Actinopteri; Pleuronectiformes; Pleuronectidae
Product: collagen alpha-4(IV) chain-like
Exons: 22
Coding region: 1-1959 (652 amino acids)
Source: RefSeq, a predicted model, not a curated record
AUGGCGAUCUCAAUGGCCUGUCCAGGACGCAGCUGCGUGCUGGGGUUUUUCUUGGUGACUGAGAAACAGUCACGAUGUUUGGACCUGGAGAAAAAGAGGGACGGGCUUGUGUUCCAGAUGGGGAGGUUGAGCUGCCAUGUCAAGGUAGAAACUGCUCUGUAUGUCGGUGUCAUCCCGCGAAAGGGGUCUCCAGGGAAGCCGGGGGAUCAAGGCCCCCAGGGACCAAUGGGGCCGUGGGGACUUCGAGGGCCACCUGGAGACAAAGGCAGGAGGGGAAUAGAGGGAUCACACGGCCCUGAGGGGCCCAAAGGAGACCGUGGCAAGAUUGGUGCAUCUGGUUUCCCUGGUAACGACGGCUCAUUAGUAAGCAAUCCACUGGAUUACCUGGACUUAAAGGAGUUAAAGGAGAACCGUUGUAUGGUGUUACCCUUCCUGGACUUCCUGGGGAGCGUGGCAGAGAUGGAGAGCAGGGUCUACCUGUAUGUUUUUAAAGCAGUAGUUCUGGAGGACGAGGAGUCAUGGGACCUAAAGGCCAUGAUGGCUUCUCUGGUCUUCCUGGACCUGAGGGAGACAGAGGUCUUCCUGGACCAUGUGGAGCACAAGGCAUUAUGGGGGAUAAAGGAGACUCUAACGGACAAAGAUAUAAAGGAGAGCAAGGAAUCCCUGGAUUUCUUGGACUUCCGGGUCUUCCUGGUAUUCCUGGGUGUCUAUGGAGAGGAAGGACUUCCGGGUCUCAUUGGAAGAGCUGGACCAAAGGGUUACCCGGGAGAUCCAGGUCCUCCCGGCCCCGUUUACUUAUAUAAUGGAAGUGAUGCCAGAGGAGCUAAAGGUGAACGUGGUUACCGAGGGUCAUCUGGAAUCCCAGGUGACAUGGGGUACCCGGGGAUGCGAGGACCUCCUGGCCAACCAGGGUUAACAGAGCCAGGCCUUCCUGGUCCACAGGGGCAUCCCGGCCUGCCUGGUCCACCUGGUUAUCCAGGAUCUCCAGGGUUUCCAGGAGCUCAAGGACUCAUUGGGGACCCAGGUCUAAAGGGAGAUGAGGGUGCGAGAGGACCAUGUGGCUUUCAAGGAAUUCCUGGUUUUAAAGGAAACAAGGGGCCGAAAGGUGACUCUUUUGUGGCAAGUGGUAAAGGUGUCCAUGGUGACAGAGGAUUUCCUGGAAAUACUGGUCCUCCUGGAGCAGCAGGUAGGCCAGGACAGGAUGGCCUCCCUGGCCCCACAGGAGACCCUGGACCACAAGGUUCUGGAUAUCCAGGAUUACCUGGUACCAAAGGUGACCCUGGUGUUGUUGGACCCAAAGGUUUUCCAGGGAUUGUAGGCCCCAAAGGACCUGGUUUUCCAGGCCCUACGGGGGCCCCAGGACCCAAAGGAGAUUAUGGUUAUCCUGGCACCCCAGGAGUUAGUGGCAGACCAGGACCUCCAGGUGAAAUUGACAAUUGCUGUCAUGAAGAAGCGUUUGGAUCACCUGGUCUAAAGGGUGAGCCAGGCUCCCCAGGAAUUCCAGGUGAGCCAGGAAUACAUGGUCUCCAGGGAGUUACAGGACACCUUGGCCUUAAAGGAUUGAGAGGAGAUGACGGUGGAACUGUGAACCUGGUCCCUGGGGGAUUAAGCUGGAUGGCCCUCCAGGCAUUCCGGGGAUACCAGGACUCCCAGGCAGAAAGGGUACAACAGGAGACAUUCUCUCUGUCUCUCCUGGUGUUAUUGGCCCAGCUGGCCAACCUGGGGUUAUUGGGACAAAAGGACCUCGUGGCUUCCCUGGAAACCCUGGGUCUCCAGGCAUACAUGGCAGACCUGGACAACCAGGCCACAAAGGAGAGCCAGGAGUCAGUGGUGACCCUGGUGCAACAGGGCCCCAAGGUCCACCUUGUACUGUAUGUGAACUGUAUGGACUCCCAGGCCCUCCAGGCCCUCCAGGGAACUCUGGACAGAGAGGAAUACCAGGUGAUAAGACAGCACUAG